Messenger RNA from Ostrinia nubilalis (European corn borer), 1793 nucleotides. RefSeq names its product RYamide receptor-like. The record is from RefSeq and is a predicted model, not a curated record. Bases 1 to 1338 code for a protein of 445 amino acids. The transcript is spliced from 6 exons. Gene Ontology annotation, cellular component: plasma membrane. Gene Ontology annotation, biological process: neuropeptide signaling pathway. Lineage: Eukaryota; Metazoa; Arthropoda; Insecta; Lepidoptera; Crambidae. Gene Ontology annotation, molecular function: neuropeptide Y receptor activity.
AUGUUGGACGUCAAUGAAUACGAUUUAGACGGCUAUGACACGAGCACGGCGUACGCUGAGCUCACCACCAUCACUGCAAAUGACGAGUUUACGAACACAACUGCUCCUACGAACUCAACAUGGCCAGAUUACACCGCUGUAUGCACCACGGAGUCCUCGGACGAUUUCCUAUCAUCGCCCUUAUUCCAGUCGUGUGUUUACUUCAUGUACAGCAUAGUGUUUGUGAUAGCCCUUUUAGGGAACGGGCUGGUGUGUUUCGUAGUGCAAACGUCCCCGCGUAUGAAGACAGUGACGAAUUAUUUUAUAGUGAAUUUAGCUGUGGGUGAUAUUCUGAUGACGUUGUUUUGCGUGCCGUUCUCUUUUGUGUCGAUGUUGGUGCUUCGGUAUUGGCCGUUUGGGGCAGUAAUGUGUAAAGUGGUGAACUUCUCUCAGGCUGUGUCUGUGUUGGUGAGUGCGUAUACGCUGCUGGCGAUCUCUAUCGACCGGUACAUGGUGAUCAUGCACCCGUUAAGGCCGCGGUUGGGCAAGACCGCGGCGAAGCUGGUGGUGGCUGCGGUGUGGGGCGGAGCCCUAGCCACCGCGGCCCCGAUCCCCAUCGUGUCGCAGGUGCAGAGGCCGACGGAAUGGCAUCGGAUAUGCGAAACGGAUAUUUGCCUCGAACAGUGGGGUCGUCCCGAGCAGAGCGAGCAUUACACGUGCGCGCUAUUGGCGCUACAGUUUAUGCUGCCGCUGAGCGCGCUAGUGUGCACAUACGCGCGGAUAGCGCACGUCGUGUGGGGCGGCCGCCCGCCUGGGGAGGCGCAGUCGGCAAGGGACUCGCGUAUGCAGCGGUCUAAAAGAAAAAUGAUCAAGAUGAUGGUGACCGUGGUGGCCGUGUUCACGAUCUGCUGGCUGCCCCUCAACGUGUUUAUUAUCCUAUGGUCGGUGCACAGCGACGAGAUCAGCUGGGCGUCGUGGCCGGGCAUGCCGUACGUGUGGUUCGCGAGCCACUGGCUGGCCAUGUCGCACUCCUGCUACAACCCCAUCAUUUACUGCUACAUGAAUACCCGCUAUAGAAGAGGGUUUAAACAGGCCAUAGGCUGGGUGUUCCGCGUCCGAGUGGACCCGCCCUCGCAGUCCUGCCACCGCUACAGCAUGUGCGACGGAAUGCCUAUGUCAGAGAUGGUGGGAGUGAACGGUAUCACGCGGCGCGCUACCAGCAGCAGUGGCGUCAGCAGGCUGCAACGUGCUCCCACGUGCUCAUCGUGCGCGUCGUUCCGGCGCGUGCAAGGCACGACACUCACGCGCACGCCGAACGUGCCCGUGCGCGCGCUGUCUGUGCGCACGCACUUCAACUAAGACUAGACUAUAAGCAGUAUAGACUAACGUCAGGCCAUUAAAUUAAACAUUUUAGUUGUCUCUAUUCACGAAGGCGAGUGAGCUAUAGAUGUGUGGUGGCUCGCUACUCUUCGUUUUUCCAAAGUUUUGAUAGACAUUACACUAUCGUUAUGUGCAUGUACACGUACACACACAAGUAAAGCUCACUCGCCUUCGCGAGUUGCAAGAACUAUACUCAGUUACCUAUUAGGUGUAGCGCUUAAGUCAGUGACUGAGGUAUGACAGUGACACGGGAAGGGUGACAUUGACAAAUUAUGACGUGACAGCCCUGAAGGAGAUUUGAAGCCUCGCUGACGCUAGCACCCUCUCGUGCAUGCCGCUCCCAUACCUCGGACUAGUUAGGUAUUACUUAUAGUUUUUACAUAAAAUUAUGUAACUGAGCUGAACCAUAAACUUUAAACUUGUCAUAAAUUCUA